This is a messenger RNA of Bursaphelenchus okinawaensis, 1774 nucleotides long. The record is from the annotation of a GenBank genome assembly. NCBI's taxonomy places the organism in Eukaryota, Metazoa, Nematoda, Chromadorea, Rhabditida, Aphelenchoididae.
AUGGUGGCAUGGUUCGCCUUGACUUCGAAUUUCCUAAUUUUGGUCAUGUACCUACUCGGAGUCCAACGAAAAUCAGUGGAAACGACGAAUAACAGUAUCACCUAUUUUGCUGUUACUAUUGCGGUAGGUGGUAAUUCGAUUUGUGUUUUAGGCUUAUUUUUGAAGAGUUUGAAUUUUAUGAGGUAUGUGUAGGGUAAGCUAAGCAUACUACAGGGUGUCCCAAGAUUUUUGGAGGAAACUAAAAGCUUCGUUCUCAAAGAAUACUGGUCCAAAUUGGACGAUUCUUUUUUUGGUAUGCUUGAAAUGGCGGACGGAUUUGGUAUUUGUACUUUGUUUUUGGAUAUUCGGCGGACGGUCGGCGGAGACCGGCGGACGCUAUAUUUUUGCUUUGACCAAUCCAAAACCUUGAUUUUCUAUUCCCGUAACUCCUAUUGGUCCCUCAAAACGCUUUGUUAUCGAAAAUAAAUUUUUCCCUGCAUCGGCAAACCGUCGGCGGAGAAAAACGGCGAAGGCCAUAACUCCGCUCAAACUCAACAUCUUUUCACCGGACAAAAACUGGAGAUGUUGCUUUUAGUUUUUCAACGAUUUUAUAUAAUUUCAAAUUUAAAAAAAAUAAUUGUUUUGAAAUUGGCGGACGAUUGGCGGAGAAAAAACGGCGAAGGCCAUAUCUCGGUCGAUUUUUAAUAUUUUUUCUUCGAUAAGUAACUCUAAAUGUUCAUUUGAGGUUUUUAAGCAUCUCUACUAAUUUUAAAAUUAGAAAAUUUUCAUCGGCGGACGGUUGGCAGAGAAAACGGCGUAGGCCUUAACUCCGCUCAAACUCAAUAUUUUUUGGCGUAAAACAUUAAAUUUGCAGUAGUUACGUAAAACAGUGCUUUCAGAUGCCAGCAUUUUUUUUCCAGAGAAAAAAUAUUGAAAUUUGACUGAGCUAUGGCCUUCGCCUCCGCUGGCCUACGCCGAACCUCCGCCGAAUAUUAAAAAGUGAAGUACCAAUACCAAAUCCGUCCGCAAUUUCAAGUGUACUAAAAAAAGAAUCGUCUAAUUUGGACUUAGUAGGCUUAGGCUCAAUAAGCUUAGGCUUAAUGGCCUCAGGCUUUGCAGGCUUAGGCUUAGUAGGCUUAGGCAUGGUAAGCUUAGGCUUAGUAAGCUCAGGCUUGGUAGGCUUAAGGCUUUGCGAUUUUGGGCCCGGUAGAUUGUGUUUUAGUAGGCUAACGCUAUGUAAACAUAUGUUCUUUAGGCUUAAGUGCAUUUGGUUUAGUCAUAGUAGGCUUAUUAUGAUGUUACCUACAUUUAGGCUUAUGUUUUGUAGGCUCAAGUAAGGCUACGUUUAGCUUACGAUUUUUUUUAUUUUUAGGGAUAUACUUGUAGGCUUACAUCAAAACGGUUUGUUGUUUAAAACAAAUUUUCAGGAUUUUUUUGUAAACACAAUUUUGGGUGCCUUAUUCUGUAUUGGUACCCUGAUUAAUGCCAUAGCCAUGGUUAGUGGCAUCGAACACCGCUUUUCCUUGUUCUUGACAUAUCUUUUUGCUACGGUAGGUACUGUACUUUUAAAAUUGAUUUUAUUUUAAAAUUUUUUUUGAAUUUUUAAUUUUUUUAGAUUUUCUGUGCCAUAUCAGCGGUGGCAAUGAUUUACUACGUAAUUCGAAUCUACCGUGCCUGUCCGAAUGGAAAUCUCUCCAAUCUGAAGUACUUGAUUGUGGAUGGAAAGGAAAUCGUGCUGAGAGAAGGUUUCGGCUACAGUACGAACACCGCUUCUGGUCCAAGACAGUACGCUUGA